Molecule: messenger RNA, 699 nt
Organism: Aspergillus ibericus CBS 121593
Lineage: Eukaryota; Fungi; Ascomycota; Eurotiomycetes; Eurotiales; Aspergillaceae
Exons: 1
Coding region: 232-612 (126 amino acids)
Source: RefSeq, a predicted model, not a curated record
CUAUACAUACUUUGUGGAUUUUCCAUGUGGCCUGCGCAUUUCAGGCUGGUCCGUGGGUGGAGCAUGGGACCGUCGAUGUGGUUUGGCGUGAAUUGAUUGGACUACGGGUCUAGUAUAGACAGAGGGACACAGCAAUGGCCGGGGGCCCGUCACGUCCGGUCCGACAAAAGCAGGGGUUAUUUGCUGUUGGAAAGAUUCGGACAUGAUUGUUGACCGGGAUAUGUACGGAGUAUGGAUAUCCAGGGGAUUGUUUUAUUUCCUACCUUGUGCUUCUUACCUUCUGGCUCCCUUUUAGGGGAAUUUCUUUGUUCAGAACUUCCGAGUAAAGUGUCCGGUGAUCCCUUCCGGCAUGUGGUGAAUCGUUCAUGGGAGGAGGCACGGGAUCUCCGCUACCUACAUACUCCGUCCGGGCCGGGCUCCUUUGCCCCUGAUGGACAAGUCGACUUGCUCGCCAAUCACCAAAAUCUCCUGCGAGUGCCGGGCAGUGCUGGGGUAAAUAAAAUUAUAAUUAGCCAAGGCAACCAGGUAAGUGCUUUAGCUCGCCAGGAAGCAUCCAUGAAGAGGAGGGAAGGUCUGGACCCCAAAUUUGCAGCCCGCGAGUGGUGGACGUAGGCAGUAAUUUGAGCAACUCCUGAGCUAGCCUCGAACUAUGUGGAGGCGGGCGAUGGUUGGCAAUGGAGCAGCCGGCGUUGGGGGCUG